Messenger RNA from Formica exsecta, 1078 nucleotides. RefSeq names its product dopamine N-acetyltransferase-like. The record is from RefSeq and is a predicted model, not a curated record. Gene Ontology annotation, molecular function: N-acetyltransferase activity. Lineage: Eukaryota; Metazoa; Arthropoda; Insecta; Hymenoptera; Formicidae.
UUCUUACACUGUCAGUGCGUAGUUGCCAGUACACGUUAAAGGAGACAGGAUACCGUACGCGUCUUUUAACGAGGAAGUGAUAAAUGGCCGUUCGUCAGGGCCAGUUAGCCGAUUCGGCCGACGGAUUGAACAGUGAUAUGGACUAUCACAUCGAGAUAAUUAACAAGGACGAUAAAUCAAGGAUACUAAAAUUCCUGAGAAGGUUCUUCUUCAGGGAUGACGGAGAGAACAGUACUUGCAUGGAAUUGGAGGACUAUUGCAGCUAUUCGUCGUUCGAAAAUAAUUUGAGUUUAAUGGCGGUUACUACGAGUGGUGCAAUUAUCGGUGUCCUGCUCAAUGGUAAAACAGAUCCCCCACCGGAUGAAGAGCCAGAAUACAUAAAGUCAUGCAAAAACCCAAAAUUUAAGAAAAUAUUGAGAUUAUUGCAUCAUAUAGACAAAAGUGUGAAUGUAGAUGGACAAUUUCGAGAUUUAAACGUUUUGGAAAUCAAAAUAAUCUCAGUAGAUACAAAUUGGAGAGGAAAAGGCGUUGCAAAGGCUCUCAUAGAAAAAGCAAUAGAAAUUGCGAAGGAGCAAGGAUUUCAUUACGCUAGGGCAGAUUGCUCGUCCUUAUUUUCCGGCAAACUUUGUGCACGAAUUGGCUUUGACGCGAUAUACAAACUCGAUUAUAACGACUACGUGGAUGAAGAAGGAAAACCAAUUUUUUCACCUGCUUCGCCUCACACAGCAGUUGUUAGUUACAUAAAAAAAUUAUAAAGAGCAAAAAAAUUAAAUAAAAAGUUGGUAUUAGAAUAAAAAAGUGGUCGUCGGAAUCGAUAACAAACAAGAAUUCAGUUUGACAAGAAAAUAUUAAAGAUGUAUAAUUGAGAUAUUUGCUCUGUGUUUUAUCUUUUCUUCAUGAAAUAAACAUUUCUUUAAAUGCACAUACAAUCAUAAGUAAAAAAUAAAAUAUUUUAUAAGAAUUGUUUCAGACAUGAUAGAAUGAAAGCACAUUCUCAUUACUUUUAUGUAUCAUCUGUUAUGUAUGUAAUAUUAUAUAUUAUGACACUUUCAAUUUUUUUAAAUAAAUAAGCAAAGCC